Messenger RNA from Camarhynchus parvulus, 3508 nucleotides. RefSeq names its product IQ motif and Sec7 domain ArfGEF 2 (gene IQSEC2). The record is from RefSeq and is a predicted model, not a curated record. Gene Ontology annotation, biological process: regulation of ARF protein signal transduction; actin cytoskeleton organization. Gene Ontology annotation, molecular function: guanyl-nucleotide exchange factor activity; protein binding. Lineage: Eukaryota; Metazoa; Chordata; Aves; Passeriformes; Thraupidae.
CGGCCCCGGGGGCGGCUCCCCGGGCGUGGCCUGGCCCCGGCUGCCCCCCCAGCCCGCCAGCGUGGCCCUGCGCAAGCAGGAGGAGGAGGAGGAGAGCAAGAGGCCGAAGGCUCUGAGCGACAGCUACGAGCUCUCCACCGACCUGCAGGACAAGAAGGUGGAGAUGCUGGAGCGCAAGUACGGCGGCUAUUUCCGCUCGCGGCGCGCGGCGCGCACCAUCCAGGCCGCGUUCCGGCGCUACCGCAUGGCGCAGAAGUUCGAGCGGCUGCGCAGCGAGGGCGGCCGGGCGCGGCGCCUGGCGCUGCCGGGGCUGCGCCUGCAGUUCUCCUUCGAGGAGUACGACCGCGGCCCCCGGCCCCGCGGCGGCCGCCCCCGCCCCGCCCUACUUCCAGGGCAAGCCGGCCUCGCUGGACGAGGGCGUCCUGGGGCGGCCGCGCCCCGCUACGGGGGGUCCUGCCGGGCCGGCCUGGACGGGGGCGGGGGUCCCGGAGAGGGGGUCCAGGUGGGGGGGGGCUCCGGGGUGGGGGGCGCGGGAAGCCCCCCCCGGCAGCUCUCGGCUUCGGCCGAUUUCGGGCCAGGAGGCGCCGACCUGGAGGAGGCGUUUGCGCAGCAGGUGAAGUCCUUGGCCGCUUCCAUCGAUGAGGCGCUGGGGGGUCGCGGGGUCCCCCCCGGCGCCCCGGACCCCCCCGCGGGGGACAGCGCGGCCACCUCGGCCAGUGACGUCACGCUGUACCUGGACGAGGGGCUGCCCGGCUCCCCCCGCUCCCCGGAGAGACCCCCGAGCCCCGAGCCCCCCCCGGACACCGCGGGGCCGCCGCCCCCGCCCGCCCCGCCGCCCCCCGCCCCCCCGCCAACGCCCCCGGCCCCGCCGAGCGCUGGGGGCCCCCCGAGGAGCCCCCCGGAGGGGCCCCCGUGCCUGGAGUGCCGGGGGCGGGGCGCCGGGGGGCCACCCCCGCUGCUGACGGUGGCCCCGAGCGACAGCUCGGCCGACCUGAGCGACCGCUCGGACCGCGGCUCCAUCAACCGGGGCGGCCCCUACGAGCGAGGGCACCGGCGGCGGGGCACCUUACCCCGCUCCGGGCCCCCCACCGCUGCUUCCACCCCGAGGGGCCCCCGCCGCCCCCGGCCCCCGCCCCGCCCGCGGCCGAGGAGGGCUCCGAGGGCGUACAACGAGAGCCUGGGCAGCAGCUCCAACUCCAACGAGACCCUCAACUGCUCCUCGGGCUCCUCGUCCCGCGACAGCCUGCGCCGCCCCCCGCCGCCCCCGCCGCCCACCGCCCCCCCGCAGCCCCCCGGUGCCGCCGGGGCCCCCGGCAAGGCCACGUACCAGCGGGAGCCGCGGCAGAGCUGGGACUCGCCCGCGCUCAACAACGACGUGGUGCAGCGGCGCCAGUACCGCAUCGGCCUCAACCUCUUCAACAAGAAGCCAGAGAAGGGGAUCCAGUACCUGAUCGAGCGGGGGUUCCUGUCGGACACGCCCGUGGGCGUUGCCCACUUCAUCCUGGAGCGGAAGGGCCUGAGCCGGCAGAUGAUUGGCGAGUUCCUGGGCAACCGCCAGAAACAGUUCAACCGCGACGUCCUCGACUGCGUGGUGGACGAGAUGGAUUUCUCCGGGAUGGAGCUGGACGAGGCCCUGCGGAAGUUCCAGUCCCACAUCCGGGUGCAGGGGGAGGCGCAGAAGGUCGAGCGCUUGAUCGAGGCCUUCAGCCAGCGCUACUGCGUGUGUAACGCGGCCCUGCUGCGCCAGUUCCGCAACCCGGACACCAUCUUCAUCCUGGCCUUCGCCAUCAUCCUCCUCAACACCGACAUGUACAGCCCCAGCGUCAAGGCCGAGCGCAAGAUGAAGCUCGAGGACUUCAUCAAGAACCUGCGAGGGGUGGACAAUGGCGAGGACAUCCCCCGGGACAUGCUGGUGGGCAUCUACCAGCGCAUCCAGAGCCGCAAGCUGCGCACCAACGACGACCACGUGUCCCAGGUGCAGGCUGUGGAGCGCAUGAUCGUCGGCAAGAAACCGGUGCUGUCCCUGCCCCACCGCCGCCUGGUCUGCUGCUGCCAGCUCUACGAGGUGCCCGACCCCAACCGGCCCCAGCGCCUGGGGCUGCACCAGCGCGAGGUUUUCCUCUUCAACGACCUCCUGGUGGUGACGAAGAUCUUCCAGAAGAAGAAGAUCCUGGUGACCUACAGCUUCCGGCAGAGCUUCCCGCUGGUGGAGAUGCACAUGCAGCUCUUCCAGAACGCCUAUUACCAGUUUGGCAUCAAGCUGCUGUCGGCGGCGCCGGGGGGCGAGCCCAAGGUGCUGAUCGUGUUCAACGCCCCGAGCCCCCAGGACCGGCUGCGCUUCGCCAGCGACCUCCGAGAGUCCGUGGCCGAGGUGCAGGAGAUGGAGAAGUACCGGGUGGAGGCGGAGCUGGAGAAGCAGAAGGGCGUGGCGGGGCCGCGGGGCGCGGGGCCCCCCCGCGAGGCGCUGAACGGGCUCAGCCGCAGCUCCCUGGAGGAGGCGUUCGGGGCCGAGGGGCUCAAACGGAGCGCGCUGAGCAGCUCCCUGCGCGACCUGUCCGACAGCGGCAAGCGGGGCCGGCGGAACAGCGUGGGGUCCCUGGACAGCACCAUCGAGGGCUCCAUCAUCAGCAGCCCCCGGCCGCAGGCGCGGGGGGGCCCGGGCGGGCCGGGGGGCGCUCCCGAGGGGGGCGGCUACAAGCCCCCGGCCCGCCCGGUCUCCAACUCCUCGUCCUUCCUGGGCUCGCUGUUCGGCAGCCGCCGCGGCAAAGGCCCCGCCGGGCCCCCCCCCGGCGCGGGGGGCCCCGCUUCGGCCUCGGCCUCCUCCUCCUCGGCGUCCUCCUCGCAUCACCACCACCACCCGCCGGCGGCCGCGCCCCCCGAGGGCCCCUCCAAGCUGCAGGCGCUGCACGCCCACCGCCCCGCGCCCCCCGCCGCUGCCGGCCAUCGCCGCCGGGGCCCCCCGCGCUUCCACGGCGGGCCCACCCCGCCGCUAUCGGCGCCCCCCAGCAGCACGGCCCCCCGGCGGCGGGUUCCCCCGCACCCCCCAUUACACGCUGCACCGGCCCGGCAAGAGGGGGGCUCCUCCCGGCGCCCCCGGCAGCCGCUGUCGCCCCUGCCCCUCUACAGCCCCGCGCCCGCGCACCACGGGCUGUCGCACGCGUACCCCCCGGGCCCCCCGCACCACCACCACCCGCCGCCGCCCCCCGCCCCCGCCAAGCACUUCGUGUUCGGGGGGGGCGGCGGGGUGGGGGGGGGCCCGGCCGGGGGGGCUUUGCGGGGCGGCGGGGGCGGCGCCCCCCGUUGCCCAUCACCACCAUCACCACCAUCACCACCACCCCCACGCGCCCCCCACUCGCCCAUCCCCCCACCCGUCCUACCCCCCCCCCCCCCAUCGCCCCACACCCCCCUCAGCCCCCACUCGCCCGCCGGCCCCACCUCGCCCCUGGCCCAGGCCGGCCAGGGCCCCCCCAAACCCAAGGGGGGGAACCGCAUCAGCACGGUGGUCUGA